AUGGUCUUUCAGCAUACUUCAAUUUCGCCUAACCUUUCAGAUACUUCAUCGGAUCUUCCAUCUGACAGCAAAUUGUGGAUAGAGGAUGAUUAUGAAUUUGAAGGAGAUUUCGGAUAUGGUUUUCCCGAAGGAGAUGCCAUUUCAAGAGACUUGAAGCCGAAAGUUAACUUUAGAAGCGGAAAAACGUCUAUUCGAAAAAUUGUAUUCAACAAAAUGUCGCCGAAUGAAACGCUUUUUGUUGAAAGCACACCAAGAGUUUCUCGAGACACUGUGACUAAUUCUUUUAUAAACUUCGAAACAAUUGAAUUUCCUGGCCAAAUCAGUCCUUUUGAUGAUGCUUUGGAGUCGCAGUCUACAUUUAAAAGAUGUGGAGCUCUUUUGUUUGUCUUAGAUUCUCAGAUUCCAUACUCGAAGUGCGAUCAUUUAGAGCCCGAUGAAGUUAAUGAUGAAUAUUCAGAAACCAUCAAGAAAAUGUGUGACUAUUUUAAACGAGCAUACAGCAUCAACCCAAAUAUUAAUUUCGAGGUGUUUAUUCAUAAGGUAGAUGGGCUCAACGAAGAAACAAAACUUGAGAUUCAGAGAGAUGUCUUUCAGCGGGUUCAGGAUGAUAUGAACGAUGACGGCUACGCUCACUUAAUUAUUAGUAAAGUUGUACAAAGGCUUAUUAGACAACUUCCUGCUUUGGAAAGAUUGCUGGAUGCCUUCAGCCAGGCCUCAAACAUUGAGAAAUCAUUUCUUUUUGAUGUUGCGAGCAAGAUUUACAUAGCGACAGAUUCUUCCCCUGUAGAAAUCGCGACUUAUGAACUAUGUUGCGACGUAGUGGACGUAGCUUUAGAUAUAUCUGCUAUUUACGGGUGUGGAGAUGAAGACAAGCUUUUGUCAGCUUUUGAUUCUAGUUCUACAGCAGUAAUUAAGCUUCGUUCUAAACAUGUUUUAUAUUUGAGACAAGUCAAUAUGUUUCUUGCACUUGUUUGUAUCUCAAGGAUGGAACAUUUCGAAAAGCAGGCACUAGUGGAUUACAACUUUAAAAUUCUGAAAGAAGGCAUUCAUAACGUUUUUUUGGUUCGCAAGCAAAUGAUGUCAAAAAGGCGAAGGUUUCCCGUUAACUCUCGAUAA
Molecule: messenger RNA, 1116 nt
Organism: Enterobius vermicularis (human pinworm)
Lineage: Eukaryota; Metazoa; Nematoda; Chromadorea; Rhabditida; Oxyuridae
Source: the annotation of a GenBank genome assembly